This is a messenger RNA of Esox lucius (northern pike), 7023 nucleotides long. RefSeq names its product inactive dipeptidyl peptidase 10. The transcript has 20 exons. Bases 4984 to 6891 code for a protein of 635 amino acids. The record is from RefSeq and is a predicted model, not a curated record. Gene Ontology annotation, molecular function: serine-type peptidase activity; dipeptidyl-peptidase activity. Lineage: Eukaryota; Metazoa; Chordata; Actinopteri; Esociformes; Esocidae. Gene Ontology annotation, biological process: proteolysis.
CAGUCUGUUGCUCUGCAUGCAAUUUAGACACAGCCAAUAGUCAGAUCACUGGCCAGACACACUGUAUUCGGAGUUGAAUAUUCAGACUGAAUGAUGAUGGGGGAGGGGUGUAGUAGGAUGGAGUGAUGCUAUAUCUUAAUUUGAUCGUCCUCUCGGCGCAGGAAUUUGCAAACUGGUGAAGUUUGCGAUUUCUUCUACCUAAAGUCUUGAUUUGCCCUGACAAAAAUGUACGAACAACCUACAAAGGUCUGUUAAUUAUAAUCCAUGUGACAUCUUUUCCUGCUGUGUGAACUUGGUUUAAAUCAAGGUCCGGCAUCUGCCUGGAUGCUGAGAGACACUGAUCAAUUUGCUCUAGAUGGCUGACCGUGGGGGAGGUGGAGGGGUUGGGGAGGUGUGUUGGGGAGGUGUCCUGAAGGAGACAGGGUGGGAAAGUUUGAGCUGAACAUUGUAAUGAAAUCACCCUGCUGGUUUGGUGGGGAAUGUUAAUGAGGCUGAUGCCAGAGCCUAACGUCUACUGCACAAUUGCAGGUGGUUUGAGGCAGCCCAGGGCAAACCACACCAAAAACACAUGUAUUUUCCCAUCUGUGCUUGCCUUGUAAUAGCGUUCCCUGGUUUCCCCCUCUGACCUGGUCCUUUUGUAAAACACUGCUCGCUUAAUAAAUUGUUUCCAGUUUCCCCAAAGGAUGGAGGGCGCAAGAGGUGGAAUAAACGAGUGAAGCAGAGGGGUGCUGGAAGAAUUAGGAAAAAAAUAAGCCCUCAGCAAAACGUUUGCCUUAUUAAAAAGCCCAGCACAGAUAUAUUGCUGUUCCACUCUCCCUCCCUCACCUCUCAGAUCUACUCUCCCAGUUUUUCUCAUGAUGAUCAGAUUAGUACUGCUGUAAACUAGGGGAACCAAAAGCAUGUGUCAUUCGCCACAAGUUAAUAUCACCUUUCGUAUCGAUACAGUAUAGUCUGUAUAUUGCAUUAAUCAGUUCUUAAAUCUAUAACAGAUAAUUUAGUCUGAUUGAACAAGGAACUGAUGAUCUACAUCACAAAUCUGAAUCAGGUUUGAACUGCACGACGUGUGUUGUUUUCUCGGUUAGCAGUUUCACCACGGUAUAAAAGCAGUGUGGUCCAGCCCCGUCUGUAUGGACACAUCUGUAUGUCACUUGCUGGCUAAUGUGCAAAUGUAUGUUCUGUAAGUGAACAGUGUGUGACUCAGGGUUAGGGUUAGGGUUAGGGUUAGGGUCAGGGUUAGGGUUAGGGUCAGGGUUAGGGUUAGGGUUAGUACAUCUCGGUACAUCUCGUGUUGCCUCUCUCACCGUCUCACUCUCUCCAUCUAUCUGUAACUCAUAUUUCUAUAUCUCUGGGUUUUCUGCUGACCGUAGCAGAUUGCAGCAAGCUCUGGCUUUCAUACUGGGGAGGAAGGCGGUGUGGCACUGAGGAUGGAUGAGAUGGAGUGAUAGAAAGAGGGAAAGGGAGAGAAGCAUGUAGCGAUAGGGGGACAAAAAUGUGUGAUAUGCCCCAUUUGCCCUUAGAUCACCCCAUCCAAUAGAAAUCAAUCAGAACGCGUGUACUGUAGAAGAAUUUGAGGGAUGGAUGCUUAAAGGAAGGUUGCAGUGUUGGGAAAUGGAUGAGUAGGCUGUGUGUUAAGUUAAAAGGCUUUCCCCCUGGAUUCUAUUUUAGCUAGCUGGAGCUGGUUAGGCUUUGGGGAGAUUUGUGCCUAGUUGGCGAAUAUAAAUUGAUUUUAAGGGUGCUAUAUUUGGGGUGAGGUGCAGGGCAUAUAGGAAAAAACGAAUUCAUAGUUUCUGUGUAGCGAAGGGGUUCAAAUGCUUCUCAAAAUCCCCAAUAUUUGGAUAAGAGUCUGCGGUCCAAGUAAGAUGUGUCAGAGUAUGAAUGUGAGGUUUUAGGUGUGUUUGUGUGUGUGCAUAUCUGUGUAUAAGUGCUUGUGAGAGACAGUCCUUUUAUUUGACACCAAAAAGGGGACACAGAUUAUCGAUGUGUAAAUACACUGGAAGGAGUAGAUGUGGAAAUACAGCCAGAGGCAGUCAGAUGGAAACUGCCAAGAUUUUAGAAAGAAGGGAAAUGCAAAUGGACAGUUGGGUCUGCUCUGCAGUUAAAGAAUAUUGAGUGCUGGCAUUAAAGACUGCUUAUUGAGGCUCUACCCGAGAGAAGUGUCCUUUUGGUACUGAAAAUGGGCUCUGGGAAGAGCUCUGCCAUCCCUACAUUGUGCGUACAGUAGCGCAACAAUAUGUACCAAAUAUCUCUGCCCAUACAAGUACUGUUGUAAUCUCAUUACAUUGCGUGGUUGCCAGGUCUCACGUGAGUACAUCCUCUCUGGUCUGCUCUGCUUACAGCCUGGUUACUCCAUUUGGAGGAGGGUGUGUAGUAACAGUAAGGGGGAUGAGCAAAGAUCUGGAGGAACACCGGGGAAGGAUUUAUGACUCGCAUACUUGGGAGCCACAUUAGAAUUCCCAAGCCCUCUCCACACACACACACACACACACAGGUUGAGCACAGAUGUAUACUCAUAUACAUGCUCACAUACACACCCACAAGGUCGUAUCUUCCUUGUUUUACUACCCUAGUGGGAAUUUCUGUUCCUCACACAUAAAGUAAAAGAUGGAAGCAUGCACACAAACACACAGUCUCAUUCUUUUACUCCCAUUAUGAGAAAUGAUGAGCCUCAUCUCUGUCGUCUUUGUUGACAGUUCCUCAGAUGUUAAUUAGCCUGGGCAGUGUCACUGGAGUGCGGGACGUGCUCUCUUUGACCUGUUUUUUCAUCGUUUUAGUGCUAUUUUCAAGUGUGUUGUAAACUCACUACAAAAAACCCCCACAUAGGUCAGACUUGUCACAUAGCAUUCAAAGCAUUCCAUUGCACAUUCAUUUGGUUUAUACUACAGACAUCUUUCACCAGAUGUCACGAUCCGAGGAGGUGGCAGGACACAGGCGCAGAGCUGGUGGAACAAACGGGUACUUAAUUCCAGCCGCUUGACACAAAAUGAAGACCGUAACACGCCACAAUGACUGAAAAAAACACACCAGGGAAGGAGGACCUUAAAUGAGGACUUAACAAGGGGUGACAGCAAUACACUAACAAGACUGAACAUAGAAACGGGAAAACCUGUGAAAAUAGAAACAGACACCUAUUGCUACUGAAAUAUAAUAAAUUAUAUUAUACAAUAUUAUAUAAUAAAUACAUUAGUUUAAUCACUGAAACACAACAUUAUCUACAUUCUUCCAGUAGGCGUUGGGCAGGCUGACAGUACCUGAAUAGUUAAUUUCCCCAUGCCAUGAUCCCAAAUAAUUGGCCAUCUCACCCAUAGACACCAACUAAACAGGUGCACUUGACUAAAUCCAAAACGCUACAUACGUAUACCCUCCUUAUAUGCUCACCACCUUUUUUAUUUAGUCAAUUUAUUUUAACCUUAAGUGCAUUUUGUGAAUGAUGUACCUUUAUGUUGUUUACCUCUAGCAGCACCUCUACACAUAGUAACAGUCUGGGGACAUGUGAAUGUACAAAGCAAAAUGAAAAAUAAUAUAUCUUCUUCUGAUUACAUUUUCUGAAAAAGUGGAUUUUGUACUUCAAUGUUAAUUGAAAAUAUGUUAGUUUUUUUUUAUUUUAAUUACUGCCUUCUUGAUUAAAUUAACUGUUUUGAGUUUAGUACUACAAGGUGUAAACAUGUACCAGAUAUGAAAAUUGUACCAAAGCUAUUAAAGAAAGAAACAGUUAUUAGCUGUGAAGUCCUCCAGCGCAGCCCUUUAUCCUUUUCUUCAAAGAAGCAAUGUCCCGCUGAUAUCACAGUGAACUUUUUUGGAUCACAUUUUCUGUUGUGAAACACAUUUUCUUUAUAUCCCUAUUCAUCUGUACAGUCCUGCUUCUGUCUCUCAUUACAUUUCAGUCUAGAGGACUAGCUAACAACACUGGAAAAAAUCCAUGCACUGUUGACACAACAUUCAAUCAAAUCAGGGACAUGGAAAGCUUUUCCUUUGGCUUCUUAAAGAGGGCACUUCAAGCCUUUGUUUUAGAAAUGGAGCUGUAACAAUCGAUACGUAUCCCUUUAUAAAUUAAUUAGAUGCUUCUUGGACCAAUCACAAUUGAGACAAACACAUGCACGCACACACACACACACACACACAAGUUCACCAUUCAUUUACAUAUUCAGGACACAUUCAUUGAUCUCCACAUUCUGGUCCUCUGGCAUGGCUGAUUAUUGAUAAAUCUGUGUUGACACUUUAGGUAUUGUUCAUUCUGAGGGAUAGUGUAUCUAAUGAUGAUAAUUACUGAGGGUGUAUUUCUGUUUCUGUUUCCAUCGCCCUCCUCUUCUCAUGACCUCCUUUCUGUAAUCUCUUCUAUUCUCUGUUAGGGUUUCUCUGUCCGAUGUUUGUAAUGAUGCAAUGUGAUGGAAGGAAUUUCAGGGGCCUGGUCACUGACUCGUUUUAAAUUAUUCUCAAAUUGCACGGUUAGAUUGUACCAUGAUCUAAUGGCAGAAUUUAAAUAAUCAAAAUAUUAUUGAUUGAUGGGUGGUCAGGAAUGUGUCUGUGUUUGCAGCUGAGAUGAAGUCCCUGUGUAACUCUGGGGCCCACUGGUCCUUCAUGUCCUCCUUUCCCUGCAGGUUUUCUCUCAGUCCUUCACAGCAUCCUAUGCUAUCUACAAAGUGGCUAAUGGGUAGGUACAGUAAAACCAUAAAUGCUAAUGCAUGGGCUGCACUGGGCAUGUGCAUUGCCAACGCAAGUGGGCCCUGGCCUCGACUGACCGAACACCUCCAAGUGUGUCUCUUCUCAUCUGAAAAAACUUUCAUCUUUCAUGUAAGACAUCCAUUAGUCACUCUGGCUGGGCAACAUCCAGUCUGAGUUUGCUAUCAGAGAUCCCUGUCUGCUGGCCCACCAGCGAAGAAGAAUUCUACUGUGUCUGUGGAUGGGAACCUUGGCCCUGCUGUCAACAGUGUAAGGAGAACCAAUGCCAGUUGAAGGAAUUCAGAGGGACCGGCUGAGCAACAAGAAAUGGAUCUGCUGGAACUUAACCCCCCAGUGGGGGAGAAUACUGUGAUACAGUAUGCAGCCUGGGGACCACAUGGAAACCAGUUGGCCUAUGUGUUUGAAGGGGAUAUCUACUACCAGCCAGACAUGAACAGCAAGCCACUUCGCCUUACAUCAUCAGGCAGAGAAGGGCUGGUGGUGAAUGGACUGACUGACUGGGUGUAUGAAGAGGAAGUGCUUUUGAGUUAUCCUGCCCACUGGUGGUCAACGGAUGGUGCUCGCUUGGCAUACCUCAAUAUCAACAACUCUGCUACACCCCAAAUGGAAAUACCUUACUUCCUGGGUGGUGCCUAUCCGUCCAAUUUCUUUUUUCCUUACCCCAAGGCUGGCUCCAACAUUCCCAUUGUAAGUCUGUUUGUGGUGAAUCUCUAUGGUCCAGCUCACACUCUAGAGAUGAUCCCUCCAGACUCUCUCAGGGCCAGAGACAGCUACAUCUCCAUGGUGACAUGGAUCAGCAGUACUCGGCUGGCUGUACGUUGGUUGAACCGGGCCCAGAACCAAUCAGAGCUGUGUGUGUGUGAAGCCACUACUGGGGCAUGCUCAGAGAAACACACAAUGGUCAUGGACUUAAUGCAAAACCAACGACAGGAGGUGCCAUUAUUUUCAUCUGAUGGUUCCUGGUUUUACUUGACGUUGCCAGCCAAGCAGGGUGCCCGAGGAGAGUUCCGGCACAUUGCCAGUCUGCCUGCUCAGCCUCCCAUCCCUUCAGUCCCUCCCCGCUUUCUGACGUCUGGGAAUUGGGAUGUCACAGAGCUGUGUGCCCUGGAUGAGGACAACAGAAAAAUAUACUUCCUCAGCACAGAAGAAUCCAGACAGAGCAGACACCUUUACAGUGCGGACCUCGAAGGGAUCUUCCAGCGCGAGUGUCUAACCUGCAACCUUCUAGAAGGCUGUAGCUUUUUUAAAGCAGAGUUCAGCCCGAAUCAGACAUAUUUUAUUCUUUAUUGCCUAGGUCCUGGAGUCCCCAAGGUGACAGUUCACAGCACCAAGGAUCCUUCUGGAUACAUAGUACUGGAGGACAACACACUGCUCUCUGAGAUCCUAGAAGAGAAGAGACUCCCAGAGACUGUCUUCAAGACCCUUGCAGCAGAUAACCAUGAUCUGCACCUGAAGCUGUCUCUGCCCCAGGGGUAUGAGACCCACCUUCUUCCGCUUCUCAUCCUUGUGGAUGGAGUUCCAGGCAGUCAGUCAGUGACAGAGGAGUUUGCUCUGGGAUGGCCCGAGGUGCUUGCCAGCACACAUGAUGUGGCCUUGGCCUGGGUGGAUGGAAGAAGUGGGGUGGGCCGUGGGCAAAAGACCAGCAGUGUGGAUCCCCGCAAGCUAAGCACCCUAAGAGUGAAAGAUCAACUAGGAGUUGUAGAGUGGUUAAUGCAACUGCCUUACAUUGAUGACCGACGGAUUGCCCUGUAUGGGAAGGCGUUUGGUGGUUAUUUAUCCCUCAAGAUGUUAGCUGCAACUGACCAGCUGUUCAAAUGCUCAGUCACCGUGGCUCCUGUAACAGACUUCAAACUCUACAGUGCUGCCUUCUCAGAGAGAUAUCUGGGUCUCCCAGCGAAGGAGGAGCAUACCUACCUGACAGCAUCUGUAUUGGAAGAUGUUCACAAGCUUAAAAAUGAGAAUUUCCUCUUACUGCACGGGACUGCGGACGCACGCGUCCACUUCCAGCACAGCGCGGAGCUCCUGAGCCGCUUAGUGAAGGUGGAGGCCAACUACUCCCUGCAGCUGUACCCAGAUGAGGGCCACAUUCUGAGGGAGCGGCGCAGCAUCCAGCACUCCCAACGGACCCUGGUGCACUACCUACAGACUUGUCUGAGACACAACCCCCUCUUGGCCUUCAUAGAAGAGCCAAGUGAGGAUGAGGAGGACGACUGAUUUCUCUGACCUCUGGCACUGGAUAGAGACAGAGGCCUACUCUCCUGUGCAUUUCCCAAGUCAGACUAUAGACACUAGUCACUUUACACAGCCACUGACUAGAUACAAGAGCACAGAAGUGGGGACAAAGAA